AUGUCGAACCCUGAACAAACGACUCAACCGUCUUCUGCUACGCCCAACCCAUCGAUCAUCAACUCGCCAGAAUUCCAACGGAUCUUGGAAAAGCUCCACACUGACAACGAGCGUGAAUUUUUGGUGGAUAUCAUCAAGGACCACGAACAUCUUGAGCAGGAGAUGAAAGAAAACAUUGCGUCAAACCCAUCCAGCAUCUUAGAAAACAUGGAGAAGUUGAAUAAUGUUAUUUUCAAAUUCCUGGGUCUUGACGUGGAAGACCGCUUGAAGCUUAUGUCAGCCGAAGUGGAAAUUCACCUUGACGUGGGGAAGAUGAAGGAAGUCAUUGCCGUCAUGGACCUGACGGCGCUGAAGAUCUCAGACAUCUCUGAGCGUGGUGACUACAUUGCCUGUGUUGCCGAUAAGAGGUUAGAGAUGAAGUUGUAG
This is a messenger RNA of Diutina rugosa, 426 nucleotides long. RefSeq lists its product as uncharacterized. NCBI's taxonomy places the organism in Eukaryota, Fungi, Ascomycota, Pichiomycetes, Serinales, Debaryomycetaceae. The transcript has a single exon. The record is from RefSeq and is a predicted model, not a curated record. Bases 1 to 426 code for a protein of 141 amino acids.